UUAAAUGACAAAUAUAAUAGAUUGACAGAAAAAAAAAACACUUGUGAAAAACUUAAGGCAAAAGUGUGGUGAAGAAGAUAAAGAGUAGCAUUUCGUUCUUGAAAGGAUAUAUAAUAACAAAAAGAUCACAUAGCAUCAGACAUGUAGCACGUGAAUUUAACCUGUUUUAAUUUACCAGAGAACCAGGGCGAUUAGAAAAACAGCACUAUACCAAACACCAUGAAUAUUCUUACACGAUGUCCUGGACUAUAUUGUGGUAGAGAAUUAUUGCCAGAUGGAAAUUGGAGCGAUUGCGGUGCUUGCCCACGUGGUUUUCGUACAAAUGCUUCAUCAGCAUGCGAACCCUGCGAGGAUGCACCGAUAUUUUACGACUGGCUCUAUCUGGGUUUUAUGGCCCUGUUAGCCUUAGUGUUACACUGGUUUUGUAUCGACAUGGUGGCCAUGCGUCGUAACAUACCCAAGGAGGUGAUAGCUCUUCACCUGUCUGCAUUGUUCGAGGUGGUCCUAGCAUCACUCAUAGUUCUGCAGCUGACAAAUCCCAUUGGAACGUUCAGCAUAAAGUCAUGUAAAGUGAAAAAAUUGUCGGACUGGUACACUUUGCUGCACAAUCCAAAUCCCAAUUAUGAAACAACUUUACACUGCACACAGGAGGCAGUUUACCCAUUGUACACUAUGGUUUUUGUCUUCUAUGCUCUAGGAAUAGUUCUCAUGCUAUUAAUAAGACCACUAAUAGCUACAAAAUUUUUGCCAAAACAGGGCAAGUUCUCUAUUUAUGCAGCUUUGUAUUUUUAUCCAAUCCUCGCAUUGCUUCACGCCGUCGGAGGAGGCCUAAUAUAUUACUCUUUCCCUUAUAUUACUAUUAUUCUAUCGGUGCUUUCGAAUGCAGCGCAUUUCGCAUUUAAACUGAAUCAGACGGUAAAAUCAUUACUGUUAAGUUCCGUUUCGGAUAUAAAGAAUGUGAUUGUCAUUUUGGGUCACUGGCUGUUACAUGGAUAUGGCGUGAUCGCAGUUGCGACUCUUCGUGGAAUCAGCAUUCAUCCCGCGAUGUUAAUCCUUGUUGUAUUACCAGCUUUGUUUUACAUCAUAACAGCGAGAUUCACUGAUCCACACAAGCUCCAUAUCGAAUGAAUCUUCCAAGCAAAUAUCUCUUGUACAUAUUAUCCCUUGCAUAAAUAACAUAUUUAGGCUGUGUAUUUGUUAUGUAAUAGAAACAAAAUCUUUUGAACAUACGUGUGAGAAUUGUGGAAUUUUUUUGAAUAAAAAUUUUCAAUAAUUGAUGUAA
Molecule: messenger RNA, 1282 nt
Organism: Monomorium pharaonis (pharaoh ant)
Lineage: Eukaryota; Metazoa; Arthropoda; Insecta; Hymenoptera; Formicidae
Product: JNK1/MAPK8-associated membrane protein
Exons: 4
Coding region: 220-1128 (302 amino acids)
Biological process (GO): response to unfolded protein
Cellular component (GO): membrane
Molecular function (GO): ubiquitin protein ligase binding
Source: RefSeq, a predicted model, not a curated record